GAAAGCCAGUGGUAUCUACGAGGAGUACCUGGCUUACCGGGAUCGCUACCAGGAAUGGCGCAAGGGAGGUGCUCUAGGAGCUCAAGGUGAGCUCACGGCAGAGGCGCUGGAGCAGCAGUCGGUGGUGGACCGCGGUGAUCCGUAUCGCUUCGAAUACUGGUAUCCUACGGCCUCCAUCUUUCGCAUGCGCUUCACCUUGGCCUACUGGAUUUCCGUGAUGUUCCUCCUGGGCUCGAUCUUCUUCUGCUUGGGCUCCGCCAACAAGCUGUUGGAAGCUUACGGCGGAAGACUCGUCCAGGUGUGGCCAAACCUCCUGGGUGGCGUUGCCUACACCGUAGGCUGCUACCUCUCCUACGUGCAGCUGAUCAACAUGCCGACGAGGAAGGCCGAGUCGCUGAGGUUGCUGUGCGCCGAUUGGAACAAGGUGUCGGAGCGGGUGGAUGUGCCUUCGACGAUCGGAACUGUUGCCUUCUUGGCUGGGGCGAUCCUCUUUCAAAUCGCUUGCGUGGCCGAUUUCGCGGAUGUUCCGACGAAUGCUGAUCUCUGGAUUGGUGUGCCAAACUUCGUCGGGAGCCUGCUCUUCACCGUUGGCGGCGUUUGUGAGAUCCUUCUCAACAGAGGCUUGGCGGCAAAGCGGGCCGCUAGAACCGGGGGCGACAGCAAUGCCGGAGAUGAUAUUGCCUGGCUUGCGUCCUGGUUCACCCUCGUUGGCUCGGUUUGCUUCGUCGCGAGUGCCGGCAGUGCGCUCUACGCGCCCCACUGGCACCACACCCUGCUCAUCGUACCUAUGGGCUACUUCAUGGGCGCUCUGCUCUUUGGGAUCACGGCGAUCUUGCUGCUGCUCCUCUGGGAGGCCAACGACUUCGGCCUGACAUUGCUGAACCAGCUGAACCACGCCAUCCGUGCCGAAUCUGUGACUGCCCAGGCGCGGCAGUACCAAGGGCCAAAGAGCCGCCGUUCAGCUGGGGAGCAGACAAAAGACUCGCCGAAGAUGUCCGUUCGUGAUGUCACCUUCAUCGCCAUUUACUGCUGGUUCAUUGCUACGGCCCUGGUGGCCUGCGUCGUGAAGGACCAAUGGUACAAGCAAGGCUUCUAUCGCAGUGGCCUCCUUCUGUGGACAGGACUGGGAAUGCAAGUCUUCGUUGUGAUUGUGGCCGCGCUCCCGGUGUUCAACCGAAGCCCAUAG
Symbiodinium sp. CCMP2456 is the source of this 1186-nucleotide messenger RNA. The record is from the annotation of a GenBank genome assembly. NCBI's taxonomy places the organism in Eukaryota, Dinophyceae, Suessiales, Symbiodiniaceae.